AUGAGUCACACCCGCACCAUUCCCGCACCGGCCUCGGCCGCCGACGUCGACGAGUGGACGCCCGACUCGUGGAGGUCCAAGCCCAUCCGGCAGGCGCCCGACUACCCGGACCCGGCCGCCCUCUCCAAGUCGCUGUCCGAGCUGAGGCGGCUGCCGCCCAUUGUGCACCCGCGCGAGAUCGCCCGGCUCAAGGCCCACCUCGGCGAUGUGGCCCGCGGCGAGGCCUUCCUGCUGCAGGGCGGCGACUGCGCCGAGCUCUUCGACUACUGCGAGCAGGGCGCCAUCGAGUCCAAGAUCAAGCUGCUCCUGCAGAUGAGCCUGGUGCUCAUCUGGGGCGCCGACAAGCGCGUCGUCCGCAUCGGCCGCAUGGCCGGCCAGUACGCCAAGCCCCGCUCCAGCCCCAUGGAGACGGUCGACGGCCGCCAGGUGCCCUCGUUCCGCGGCGACAUCCUCAACGGCUUCCACCUCGACGAGCGCGACCUCGACCCCUCCCGCCUCGUCCGCGCCUACCACCACUCGGCCGCCACCCUCAACUACAUCCGCGCCGCCAUCUCCUCGGGCAUCGCCGACCUGCACCGGCCCCUCGACUGGGGCCUGGGCCACGUGCGCGACCCCCUCCUCAAGGCCAAGUACUCCGAGGCCGUCAGCUUCCUGACCGACAUGCUCCGCUUCAUGCACACCGUCGGCGCCGACAAGACCGACAAGCUCGACACGGUUGACCUGUUUACGAGCCACGAGGGCCUGCUGCUGGACUACGAGCAGAGUCUGACUCGCCUGCUGGACAACCCCCUCCCCCCUUCUCCCGCCGCCGCUGCCGCCGCCCGCCCCGCUAAGGAGUACUACGACACGUCGGCGCACUUUCUGUGGAUCGGCGACCGCACGCGCCAGAUCGACGGCGCGCACGUCGAGUUCUUCCGCGGCAUCGCAAACCCCAUCGGCGUCAAGGUCGGGCCGACGACGCCCGCGUCGGACCUGCUGGCGCUGCUGCGGCGGCUCAAUCCGUCGCGCGAGGCCGGCAAGAUCACGUUGAUCACGCGGUACGGCGCGGGCCAGGUCGCAUCGCUGCUGCCGGGCCACAUCCGCGCCGUCGAGGACAGCGAGUACGCGCGCACCGUGGUGUGGCAGUGCGACCCCAUGCACGGCAACACGCAGAGCGUGGGCGCGGCCGGCGUGAAGACGCGCGCCUUCAGCGACAUCUUCAGCGAGCUGCAGCAGACGCUGCGCAUCCACAAGGAGCAGCGCAGCUUCCUGGGCGGUGUCCACCUCGAGCUGACUGGCGAUGCCGUCACCGAGUGCCUCGGCGGCAGCGAGGGCCUCGACGAGGACGACCUCUCCACAAACUACACCAGCUUCUGCGACCCGCGCCUCAACGAGAAGCAGGCCCUCGAGCUGGCCUUUCUGAUCGCCGACCACUACCGCUGCGAGCGCAAGGAUAAGGACGGCGCCCCGCCGCCGCCGCCGGCGUGA
Lasiosphaeria miniovina is the source of this 1467-nucleotide messenger RNA. Its product is annotated as DAHP synthetase. Gene Ontology annotation, biological process: aromatic amino acid biosynthetic process. Bases 1 to 1467 code for a protein of 488 amino acids. NCBI's taxonomy places the organism in Eukaryota, Fungi, Ascomycota, Sordariomycetes, Sordariales, Lasiosphaeriaceae. The transcript has a single exon. Gene Ontology annotation, molecular function: 3-deoxy-7-phosphoheptulonate synthase activity. The record is from RefSeq and is a predicted model, not a curated record.